Messenger RNA from Tarenaya hassleriana, 1083 nucleotides. RefSeq lists its product as uncharacterized. The record is from RefSeq and is a predicted model, not a curated record. Gene Ontology annotation, molecular function: protein dimerization activity. The annotation marks the transcript as partial. The transcript is spliced from 4 exons. NCBI's taxonomy places the organism in Eukaryota, Viridiplantae, Streptophyta, Magnoliopsida, Brassicales, Cleomaceae.
AUGCAGAAGCAAAGUGAUAUUAUGAGAAACGAGUAUCGUAUUCGGUUGAAUGCCUCGAUUAGUUCUUCUAGAUUUUUGUUGAAACAAGGGCUGCCGUUUCGAGGUCACGAUGAGUCAGAAAAUUCUGAUAAUAAAGAAAUUUUUUUGAAACUUGUGAAGUAUACUGCAGAACAAAAUGAUAUUGUGAAACAAAUAACCCAAGAUAUAAUUCAGGAGAUUGGUCAUGAUGUAUUUGGAUUGCUAGUGGAUGAGUCUAGUGAUGUUUCUGAUAAGGAGCAGAUGACAGUUGUUUUUCGUUUUGUUGAUAAGAACGGAAUAGUGAAAGAGAGAUUCAUUGAGCUUAUUCAUGUGAAAGAAACAUCUGCUUUAUCUCUGAAGUCUGCUAUUGAUUCCUUGUUUGCUAAAUAUAGAUUGAGCUUAAAACAAGUUAGAGGACAAUGGUACGAUGGAGCAAGCAAUACGAAAGGUUUUUGCAAAAGAAAAGACAUGAUUCAAGAAAGCCAUAGAAUAAAAGUGAACGAAGAAAUUAAUAAUGGCGAGAUUAGUACAGGAACUGGGUUGAAUCAAGAUAUUACUUUGCAGAGACCUGGAAAUACUCGUUGGGGAUAUCAUUACAAAACACUGUUGCGAUUGGUUAAGUUAUUUUCUUCUGUCAUUGAGUUUCGAGAAUUCAAUGAUCGAUUUGACGAGAUAAAUUCAGAUUUGCUCAUCUGUAUGGCAGCUUUGAGUCCUAUUGACUCAUUUCGUGAGUUUAACAUACCAAAUCUGGUGAAAUUGGCUGGAUUUUAUCCAGAUGACUUCAGUUUUUCGGAGCAAGUAUCUCUUCGAUAUGAACUGAGUAUCUACUUCGACAAUCUGAUGGAAGAUGACAGAUUUUCUAAUUUGGUUCAUCUUGGAGAUCUUGCUCGUCUUAUGGUGGAAACAAAGAAACAUCUUUCAUAUCCAUUAGUAUACAGACUUUUGAAAUUGACAUUGAUUUUGCAUGUUGCUACCGCGACUGUUGAGAGAUGUUUUUCAUCGAUGAAUUUUGUGAAGACAGCUUUGCGCAACCGGAUUGGUGAUCAAUUUUUGAGUGACUGUUUG